Molecule: messenger RNA, 1631 nt
Organism: Penaeus vannamei (Pacific white shrimp)
Lineage: Eukaryota; Metazoa; Arthropoda; Malacostraca; Decapoda; Penaeidae
Product: E3 ubiquitin-protein ligase RNF146-B
Biological process (GO): ubiquitin-dependent protein catabolic process; Wnt signaling pathway
Cellular component (GO): cytoplasm; nucleus
Molecular function (GO): ubiquitin protein ligase activity; poly-ADP-D-ribose binding; zinc ion binding
Source: RefSeq, a predicted model, not a curated record
UGAUCCCAUUCACCAGGCUCCCUUGUUUUCAUGAAUGAACGUGAAGGUGCCUCCGAAAACACAAGGAAACACGUCGAGACAAGAGAGACAGUACGCACUUGCUCCCUCGCCUCGUAGGACCGCGUCUCAGUUUUAAAAGGAAUUCCAAGGGUGAACUGCCUUAGGGAGAGCAGGGAGGGAUGGCCGAGGCGACGAGUAAAGAUAAUGUGGCAGCGGAAGAGAAGGAGGAGAGUGAAGCAGAAAAAGAGAGCCCACAACAAACCCCAGUUCCACCCCAGAAGAGAGAUGACGAAGAAGAACUUGAAUGCGCAGUCUGUCUCCAGAAAUGUGUACAUCCCGUGCGCCUGCCUUGUUCGCACAUAUUUUGUUUCCUGUGUGUAAAGGGUGUGGCAAACCAAAGCAAGCGGUGUGCAAUGUGUAGGCAAGAGAUCCCGGCCGAUUUCCUCGACCACCCAACUCUGCUCUCCUCCAUAGAGGCGGAGAAGGAAGAGGUCCUGCCGGGAGGCUACCAGUGGUUUUAUGAAGGACGAAAUGGCUGGUGGCAGUACGACGAGCGCACGAGCCACGAGCUGGAGGCGGCGUACGGCAGCGGCCAGCGCGCGUGCGAGGUCCUGGUGGCGGGCUUCCUCUACAUCAUCGACUUCGACCGCAUGAUCCAGCUGCGGCGCAACGACCCGAGCCGCCGGCGCCGCAUCAAGCGCGACCUGAGCUCCAUCCCGAAGAAGGGCGUGGCCGGGAUCAAGCUGCCGAGCCAGCUGGAGGCGGAGCUGUCGGCGCUGCACUCGGCCGCCGACGCCGCCCCGACGCCCGACCUGGACCACGGCGGCGACGUCGGCGACCACAUCCACUCCUCCAUGAACAACAACGACCUGUGUCCGCCCACGCCCACCGCCCCCAGCAACACGCCGCAGACGCCGCACACGCCCAGCGCCGCCAGCAGCAGCAGCGGCUCGCCGGACACGACGGAGCACGCCCUCGCCUCCGAAGCACACCACCACCACUACCACUACCUGCCUCACCACCACCACCACCUCCACUACCACCAGCUCCACAUCCCGCACCACCUCGUCCACAACCUCAACUCCUACAACGACCACAACAUCCUGGAGCACAGCAUCCACGCCCACCCCCUCCACCACCAGCCCGGCCAGCACCACCACCAUCACCACCACCCUCCGCCGCCGCCCCCGCCGCCCCCGCCCCCGCCCAUCCCCCGGCGCCCCAGCAGCCCCUCCCUCAACCCCAGCCGCCCACGCAGAGCCGGUCGCCGCCCUCGCCGCCCGCGGAGACGCAGCCCGACGCCCCGCAGUCCCCGGUGGGCUCGAGUCCCCCCGCGGCGGCGCCCCUGGGGCUGGACGCCGCGCUCUACCCCAUGGAGCGGCUGUCCCUGGCGACGGAGGCGGCCGAGUUCUACCCGCUGGACUCGACGGAGGACUCGGCCGAGGAGACGGAGCAGUACCACCUCACGCUGUCCUCGGAGGACGAGCAGCUCUGAGGGCGACCUCACCAAAGGACGGACCUGUGAUUUUCAUAAACAUUUUUUUAGUUAUUUGUAUGAGCGACUGAGCGUACAUGUAUAGUAUUUUCUUUUCUUUCUUUUUUUUUUUGCCUGUAAUAAAGUGUGAAUCUGA